AUGGGCGGCCACCGGCACCCGAGCGACGCGGACGCGCGGCGCCUGCGGAGCUACGAGUCGAUCCAGUACCUGCCGCCGAACAGCGCGGCCUAUCGCAAGGGCGCGCGGUCCCUCCGGCCCGCGGCGCUGUCGCCGGGCUCGCAGCGCUGGUGCAUGGCCGCGCUGAUCGGGUUGACGACGGGCUGCGUCGGCUUCGGGCUGAAGACGGCGCUCUUCGCGCUCGAGGGCGGCCGCCUCGCGGUCCUCGAACGCCUCGCGACGGACAAAACCAUGUGGCUCGCGGCGCUCUGGGCCGGGUCGAGCGCCUUCGCGCUCGCGGGCGUGGCCGCGGCCAUCACGGCCUACGGCGCGCCCGCGGCGUCGAGCAGCGGCGUGCCCGAGGUCAUCGCGUACCUCAACGGCAUCACGAUCCGCGAGGCGUUCAACCUGCGGACGGCGCUGGCCAAGUUCGCGUCCUGCGCCUGCGCCGUCCAGCGCGCCGUCGCGUCGGGCCUCGCGGCGGGGCCCGAGGGGCCCAUGAUCCACCUCGGCGCGAUCAUCGGGCGGGGUUUGAGCCAGGCGGAGUCGGCCGCGCUCGGGCUCAACUUCCCGCGCGCGUUUCCCGCGCUCCGCAACUCGCGGGACCUGCGGGACCACGUGUCCCUGGGCGCGGCCUGCGGCGUGUCCGCGGCCUUUGGGGCGCCCAUCGGCGGGCUGCUCUUCGCCGCGGAGGAGGUCGCGAGCUUCUGGUCCACGGAGCUGAGCUGGCGCGUCUUCUUCGCGUGCGCCGUCGCGACGACGACGCGCGACGUGCUCCUCGCCGUCGGCGCCGGCGGCUUCGGCCCGAUCCGCAGCCGCGCGCUCGUGCUCUUCCACAUCACGUCCGCGGCGCGCCGGUCGCACGUGCUCCACUUCGCGGCGGCCGCGUGCUGCGGCGUGCCCGGCGGCGCGCUCGGCGCGCUCUUCAUCCGCGCGCAGGCCGCGCAGGCCGCGCUCCGCGCGCGGUGGCGCACGAACGACACGCGGCCGAAGAAGGUGCUCGAGGCCGCUUCCGUCGCGCUCGCGACGGCGCUCGUCUUUCUGGGCGCGUCGUUCGCGCUCGGCUGCGACACGGCGUGCGGCGACGGCGACUGCCACGCGCAGCAGCUCGAGGAGGCCUACAUGCGCUACUGGUGCGACGACCGGCGCGUCGCGCGCGGCGCCGCGCUGCUGUUGACGGGCGGCGAGGAGACGGCGCUCGCGCUCUGCUUCGGCGUCUAUUUCUGGGCCGCGGUGAGCGCCAUGGGCCUGAGCCCGGCGACGGGCAACGUGAUUCCUUUGCUGAUCAUGGGCGCGCUCCUCGGCCGCCUCUUGGGCGCGUCCGUCGCCGCGGUCCUCGACGUCGACCCGGACGGGAGCGACCUCUGGGGCGACCCGGGCGUCUGGGCCGUGCUCGGCGCCGCGUCCGUCUUCUCGGGCGUGACGCGCCUGACGAUCUCGCUGACGGUGAUCCUCUACGAGAUCACGGACGACGUCGCGCUGCUGCUGCCGGUCAUGUUCGCCGUGCUCGUCUCGCGGACCGUGGCCAUCAAGCUCCAGGCCGAGAGCCUCUACCACGUGCUGCUGGAGACCAAGUCCGUGCCCGUGCUCCUCGAGUCGAGCGACAAGCACUACGACGUCGGGCCGGGGGGAUUGGACGUGCUGCCCGUGACCGACGCCAUGUCCCCGGACCCGAAAUGCGCCUACACGACGACGACGGCGACGGACGCGGCCGCGCUCCUCGCGGCCGCGCGGCACCACACCUUCCCCGUGCUUCGGCCGAGCGACGGCCGCUGCUGCGGCACGAUCACGCGCGACCACCUCCUCGCCGUGCUCCGGCGCCACGCGGCCGAGCGCGUCGAGCCCGCCGGCGUCCGGGCGCCCGGCGACGGCGGCCUCGAGGGCGUCCAGAUGCCGUCGACGCGCGAGCGGGGCGCCCGGAUGCCGUCGAGGAGCGGCGACGACGACGGCCCCGCCGACGACGGCGCCGACGACGACGACGGCGGCGAAGACCCGCUCCGCCUCUCGCAGCUCCAGCACCUGUCGUCGCCCGCGACGCGGCCGAUCUUGGACGCGCGAGAGGAGUCGCGGCUCCUCGCGCUCGUCAAGGGCGACGGGACGCCCGUGGAGCUCGGCAGCUACGUCCACGCCUCGGCCAUCAAGGUCCAGGCCGACUUCUCCCUCGCGCGGGCCCUCAUCCUCUACCGCACGCUCGGGCUCCGCGCGAUCGUCGUCGUCGACGUCGACAACCGCGCCGUCGGCAUGCUCACGCGCCAGGACCUGCUGCCCUUCCACGUCAACGACUACCGGUCGAGGCGCGCCGACAGCGAGGCCGCGACGGUCUGCGACGGCGACGACCCCACGGAGCUCGAGGCGACCGCCGCGGAGCUCGCGGACCUCGUCUAA
This is a messenger RNA of Aureococcus anophagefferens, 2403 nucleotides long. RefSeq lists its product as hypothetical. Gene Ontology annotation, molecular function: voltage-gated chloride channel activity. Gene Ontology annotation, cellular component: intracellular membrane-bounded organelle; membrane. Gene Ontology annotation, biological process: chloride transport; transmembrane transport. The record is from RefSeq and is a predicted model, not a curated record. Lineage: Eukaryota; Pelagophyceae; Pelagomonadales; Pelagomonadaceae. The transcript has 4 exons. The coding region runs from base 1 to 2403 and encodes 800 amino acids.